Closterium sp. Naga37s-1 is the source of this 777-nucleotide messenger RNA. Lineage: Eukaryota; Viridiplantae; Streptophyta; Zygnematophyceae; Desmidiales; Closteriaceae. The record is from the annotation of a GenBank genome assembly.
AUGGCGUCUCUUCGCCACCUUCUCGCCGCGUCGCUGCUGGCUCUCCUCGUCGUCGCCUGCGCCGCUCACGGCGGCGGCGGCGGCGGGCGCGGGGGUGGCGGAGGACGCGGCUUCGAAGGCGGACGCGGUGGUGGAGGCGGCGGAUUUGGCGGCGGGUUUGGCGGCGGGUUUGGCGGCGGACGGCGCAAUGGCACGGGACGUCUGGGCACCCGCGUGGGAGCGGUGGUGGCGAGGCUGAACGGCACGGAGAUCGCCAGCGCUGCUGGGGAUGUCAAUGCCACGGGCGUCAUCUCCCUCGCCGUCUUCCAGAGUGGCAGCGACUACAACAUUCGCUACGGUGCCAGCAUCCGCCUGACCGCCCCCGGGGCGCCCCUCUCCAUCGCCAUCAGCACCGGCGCUGCCGGCUCGGCUGACAGCGGCGCUGCCCUUCUCGAGUUCUCCGCCACCGAAGCAGCGUGGGCCAACAUGACUUGGAACGGCACCCGCAGGGACUCCCGCGGCCGCAAGCACGCCGCCCCUGUUCCGAAAUACUUUGGAUUUUUCCGCCCAGCCCUUCGCACCGGUUAUGUUUAUGGGUUCUCUGGCGUGUGGUAUAAUGCGACUCAGUACAGUAACGCGGACGGGCAAAGCUAUUUCGAGGUGGCGAAUCUGCUCUUGGCGAAUCCGAGUGGGUACUUUGGGAUUGUGAAGACUGAAGCGUUUGCCGAUGGAGCUGCCCGCGGUCAGUUUGCAAAUUUCACCCGCCCGACCCCCGACACGUUCUGGCAGCGCAGCUAG